GUGUUCACAUCCAAACAGGGACUAGCGUGUUACCUGUGUGUGAGUGGGGCAUAUGUGUGUGUGUGUGGAGGUGCUGUGCUGUGUGGAUAAGCAGGGCGUGCUCUCCUGGCCCAGUCCCAACCCAGACAAGGUUCUGUUCUUCAGCAAACACACACAACAGGCCUGCUGGAAGGAGAAGACCACACAGGUGGAGGUGCUCUCCAUGUCCAGAGGAAGGGGCGGGAACUCUAGAGUGGUGUUUGAUGAUUUGUCCUGGCGUAGACACACCCCCUCUCUCAGACCAAUGGGAUUGGCAAUGAUGCUUUGUGGCCACUCCACCCUGCCAGUGAUGCUCCGCCUUUUUGAUCACCUGACCCAGAAGGCCCGCCCCCAGCACCUGGAGGCAGCGCCCCCCUGGGGAGUCUGGGAGCUGCCAAGGAUUCUGGGGUUCUGUCCAUCAGCUCAGCAGGUGUUCCAGAGAAGGAAGAGUGUUGCAGCCUACUUCCUACCCACAACCCCCUGCUACACACAGAACCUGCCCCCUCGCCCACCAUUGGCUAGUCGGCUGCCCUUCCCACACCUCAUUGCUUUACAGGUCCAACACACUCUCACAGGGUCAGAGUGUGUCUUCUCAUACGGUUCUGCUGAGUUGAUCCUGGCCGGCUGCUCGGAGGUCUGGGACGGAGAGGAGCUGCAGCCUCUCACUGACGCCGACAGGAAGAAGGUUCUAGAUUUCUACGAGCGUUCCUGUGUGUCCGGCCAAUGUCUGACCCUGUCCUUCAAACCGCUGCUGGACACACAACACACUCUCCACGACACAUAUCCUAAUGAAGACACACACCUGCCUCCCCACCUGGACAGCACCUGUCUGGAGCUGCCCCCCACACACAACCUGGACUCACCUGAGCUGUCAGGCCAGGUGUUUCUGGGUGCAGUGUCCAGUGUGUUUGGUGUUCGUCCUGUGAUGGUGAGGCUGGUGUCUGGGCUGGACUCCGCAUGCAUCCGCCUGGUCUACUUCUCUACUGAGCAGGAAAUUAAGAGCAAGGUGUUUGCAGAGAAAAUGGGACUGGAGACUGGCUGGAACUGCCACAUCUCCCUCCAAUCAGAACGUAGCUUUCCUCUGGACACCCCAUGUCCAGCAGAGAAAGGGGGAGGAGAGGAGGAAGAGGUGUGUCUCCUGGAUGAGCAAAGAUCAGUGGGCGGAACCGGCCUCAGGUUGGACCAAGAAGGGGCGUGUCUAAUGGAGGACUUGAACAGGGCCAAGCUUCCUAGAGGGAUAGAGAAUGUUCGUCCUCAUCUGGAGAACAUCGACAACGUUCCUCUCCUGGUUCCUCUCUUCACAGACUGCACCCCACAGACGGUGUGUGAGAUGGUAAAGGUGAUGCAGGACUAUGGAGAGGUGGUGUGUUGCCUUGGCAGCAGUCAGAACAUCAACAACAACAACGUCUUCCUCCAGAGUGACAUCAGUAUCUGUCUCGAGCCCCUCCUUCCCUGCUGCCCGGUUGAUGGAAGUCCAGAAACACCAAAAGAAACAGAAACACCUGCCCCUAUGAGGCCACCGUCACCUCCCCCCUCCUCCCCCUCUCUCUCCAGCCUGUCCAGCGCCCUCUGUGGGCUGUCCUGCUCUCUGCACCUCAGCACCACAAACCUCACUCUCAUCCAGCUCAUCAGACAGGCACGUCACACUACUGCUGGUAUUAGGAAAUGCUUCCUUUUCCUACUUCAGUGUCAGCUGUACUUGGUCCUCACACAGAACAAGUGCGUUUUGAGUACAUCAAGACUUGAUGUAGUCGGGUGCAGUCCCGUUCACCGCUGGUCUGACCCCUCCCCCUUUUUCCUGGGGGACGUUGCCAUGGAGACGUGGCUGUUGGGGGGGCUCUGGCUGCCCCCCCUUCUCUGCAUCAACGAAGCCAUCAAACUUCACGAGAUAAGUCUCAGAGUCCGGUACCAGAAGAGACAGAAGUUGCAGUUUGACACAAAGCUGGGAAUGAACUCUCCUUUCUGA
Messenger RNA from Hypomesus transpacificus, 1984 nucleotides. RefSeq names its product transmembrane protein 94-like. The transcript is spliced from 15 exons. Gene Ontology annotation, molecular function: nucleotide binding. The record is from RefSeq and is a predicted model, not a curated record. Bases 53 to 1984 code for a protein of 643 amino acids. NCBI's taxonomy places the organism in Eukaryota, Metazoa, Chordata, Actinopteri, Osmeriformes, Osmeridae.